AUGAGCAGGCCGGGGGACGAGGAGGAGGACACUUUGGACAGAGAGGACUUUUUUGACUGCCAAGAGUCUCUGGAGCGUGGAGACGAGGACAGAAGGCGGCCGGAGACGGAGGCCAAACACACGCUUGAAGAUGAUUCCGACGUCGAGGAAGAGGACAAAUUGACAGAGGAGGAGGAGGAGAGCCGACGGCUGCACAGUCUCACCUUGAAGGAGGAGGGCAAUUCGCACUUUAAAAAUGGAGAUUGGUCGGCGGCGGAGCAAAGCUACACGCGGGCGCUGCGUUUGUGUCCGCGACGCUUCGCCUCAGAGCGAGCGGUCCUGUUCUCCAACAGAGCGGCCGCCAGACUCCGCCUGGAACGGAAGGAAGACGGGAUAUCCGACUGCUCCAGGGCGUUGGAGCUGAACCCGGACUACGUCAAGGCCUUGCUGAGGAGGGCGGAGCUCUACGAACAGACGGAACAGCUGGAAAAGGCGCUGGAGGACUACCAGAAGGUGCUGGAGCGAGAUCCCCGGCACGCGGCGGCCAGGCGGGCCUGCGCGCGGUUACCUCAGCAGAUCCACGAGAAGAACGAGAAGCUGAAGGAGGAAAUGUUAGGCAAACUGAAGGAGCUGGGCAACAUGGUCCUGCGACCGUUCGGCCUGUCCACCGGCAACUUCCGAGUGGACCGGGACGCCGACACGGGCUCCUAUUCUAUCAACUUUGUCAACAAGCCCGACCACACGUGA
Molecule: messenger RNA, 726 nt
Organism: Nerophis lumbriciformis (worm pipefish)
Lineage: Eukaryota; Metazoa; Chordata; Actinopteri; Syngnathiformes; Syngnathidae
Source: RefSeq, a predicted model, not a curated record